This is a messenger RNA of Rubroshorea leprosula, 4789 nucleotides long. The record is from the annotation of a GenBank genome assembly. Lineage: Eukaryota; Viridiplantae; Streptophyta; Magnoliopsida; Malvales; Dipterocarpaceae.
GAUCAUAAAGAUUCCAAUUUCAACUCCCGCUCAAACAUUUCAAAAUUCAAAUUCAAAUUCAAAUUCAAAAUCCACGUAGACGUUGGAAUCCCAUUUCUUCCUCCCAUCACUCCGCCCUUUCCAUUAACACCCAAAACCCUGAUUCUCCGAAUCCACGCCGGAGCAACCAUGGUUGCAGACAAACUCCCUUUGCAGAGCAGCAACAACGUCAAUGUCCAAUCUCAGAAGACGAUCGAGGAGACCUACCAGAAGAAAUCCCAAUUAGAGCACAUCCUGCUCCGACCCGACACCUAUGUCGGAUCCAUUGAGAAGCACACCCAGACCCUCUGGGUCUACGAGAACGACGAGAUGGUCCACCGGUCGGUCACCUACGUCCCCGGCCUCUACAAGAUCUUCGAUGAGAUCCUCGUUAAUGCCGCCGAUAACAAGCAGAGAGACUCGUCCAUGGACUCUGUUAAAGUGGUCAUAGAUGCCGACCAGAAUUGUAUCAGCGUAUGCAACAAUGGAGAUGGAGUUCCUGUGGAGAUUCACCAAGAAGAGGGCGUAUACGUGCCUGAAUUGAUUUUCGGCCAUCUGUUGACCAGUAGCAAUUAUGAUGAUUCCGUGAAGAAGACAACCGGAGGAAGGAACGGGUACGGUGCUAAACUUACCAAUAUCUUCUCCACGGAGUUUGUGAUCGAGACCGCCGAUGGGAAGAGGCAAAAGAAGUACAAGCAGGUUUUCUCCAACAACAUGGGGAAGAAAUCAGAGCCUGUCAUAACGAAGUGUAAGGAGGGUGAGAAUUGGACUAAAGUAACUUUUAAGCCUGACUUGGCAAAGUUCAAUAUGACCCAUUUGGAGGAGGACGUGGUUGCCCUGAUGAGGAAGCGAGUUUUUGACUUAGCUGGUUGCCUUGGUAAGACUGUGAAAGUUGAGCUGAAUGGGAAGCGAGUCCCUGUGAAAUCGUUUCUGGAUUAUGUGAAUCUCUACCUAAGUUCUGCCUCUAAACAUAGGCCAGAACCCCUGCCUAGGUUUAUGGAGAAAGUUAACGAUAGGUGGGAGGUCUGUGUGAGUCUCAGUGACGGGCAGUUUCAACAGGUCAGCUUUGUUAAUGCGAUUGCUACAAUCAAGGGUGGAACACAUGUUGACUAUGUCACUAAUCAAAUAUCUAACUAUGUGAUGAAUGUUGUAAAUAAGAAGAACAAGAAUGCCAAUGUAAAAGCGCAUAAUGUGAAGAACCAUUUGUGGGUUUUUGUCAAUGCUCUUAUUGACAACCCUGCUUUUGACUCACAAACAAAGGAAACUUUGACACUUCGUCAGAGCAGUUUUGGGUCUAAAUGUGAAAUUCCAGAAGAGUUUCUGAAGAAAGUUGCAAAAUCUGGAGUUGUGGAUAGCCUUCUCUCAUGGGCAAAUUUCAAGCAGAGCAAAGAUCUUAAAAAGACUGACGGAACAAAGACAGGCACCAUUCGGGGCAUUCCCAAGCUGGAAGAUGCUAAUGAUGCUGGAGGGAGGAACUCAGACAAAUGCACCUUGAUUUUGACUGAAGGAGAUUCAGCUAAGGCUCUUGCGAUGGCGGGGCUUGCCAUUGUGGGCCGAAAUCACUAUGGUGUUUUCCCAUUGAGAGGUAAAUUGCUAAAUGUGAGAGAAGCUAGCCACAAACAACUAAUGGACAAUGCAGAAAUACAGCAUCUCAAGCAGAUUCUUGGACUACAGCAAGGAAAGGAAUAUGCCAGUGUCAAAUCUUUGAGAUAUGGGCAUAUGAUGAUAAUGACUGAUCAGGAUCAUGAUGGUUCCCAUAUAAAAGGGUUGUUGAUCAAUUUCAUCCAUUCAUUCUGGCCAUCAUUGCUAAAAGUCCCUUCAUUCAUGGUUGAGUUUAUAACUCCUAUUGUGAAGGCUACUCACAGGAAUGGAACUGUGUUAUCUUUUUAUUCCAUGCCUGAGUAUGAGUCAUGGAAGGAAAGUUUGAGGGGUAAUGCCACUGGUUGGACAAUUAAAUACUAUAAGGGGUUGGGAACCAGCACAUCAAAAGAAGGUAAGGAGUACUUUAGCAAUCUUGAUAAGCACAAGAAAGAAUUUAUUUGGGGGGAUGACCAAGAUGGGGAUGCAAUUGAACUUGCAUUCAGUAAGAAGAAGAUAGAAGCAAGGAAGAAUUGGCUGCGGCAGUUUGAGCCUGGUACUCACCUAGAUCAUAAUGAGAAGCUCAUCAAAUACAGUGACUUCAUUAAUAAGGAGCUUAUACUGUUUUCUAUGGCGGAUCUCCAAAGGUCAAUUCCUUCAAUGGUUGAUGGUCUAAAGCCUGGUCAAAGGAAGAUUCUUUUCUGCUCUUUCAAGAGGAAUUUUGUCAAAGAAGCAAAAGUUGCCCAGUUUUCAGGUUAUGUUUCUGAGCAUUCUGCUUACCAUCAUGGUGAGCAGAGUCUUGCCAGUACCAUUGUUGGAAUGGCCCAGGAUUUUGUAGGUAGUAAUAACAUAAACCUUCUGCAACCAAAUGGUCAAUUUGGCACUCGUAAUCAGGGAGGCAAAGAUGCUGCUAGUGCCAGGUACAUAUUUACCCGACUAUCUCCCAUCACAAGAUACCUGUUCCCGAAGGAUGAUGAUGGCCUUCUUGACUACUUGAAUGAGGAUGGGCAAUCUAUUGAACCCACUUGGUACAUGCCUAUUAUACCAAUGGUCCUUGUGAAUGGAAGUGAAGGAAUUGGGACUGGCUGGAGCUCUUUCAUUCCCAACUACAACCCAAGAGAAAUAAUUGCAAAUGUUAGGCGGUUGUUAGAUGGUGAAGAUAUGGAGCCUAUGCAUCCUUGGUAUAGAGGAUUUAAGGCAACAAUUGAGAAAACUGCAUCAAGGGAAGCUGGCACUAGCUACACUGUUUCUGGAAUUAUGGAGGAAGUCAAUGAGACCUCUCUCAGGAUUACAGAGCUGCCAGUGCGUAGGUGGACGCAAGAUUAUAGGGAAUUUUUGGAAUCUAUGGCCGUAGGAAAUGAUCCCUUUAUCAUGGAAUUUAGGCAGUACAGUGAUGAUACAAAUGUGGAUUUUGAAGUUAUUUUGACUGAGGAGAAGAUGAUGAUCGCGAGGCAAGAUGGUUUGAUGAAGAAAUUUAAACUAACGACUACAAUCAGCACCAGCAACAUGCACUUGUUUGAUCCGAAAGGCGUGAUUAAGAAAUAUGACACCCCAGAGCAAAUUCUUGAGGAAUUUUUCCACAUAAGGCUUGAGUUUUAUGAGAAAAGAAAGAAAGUUUUGUUGGAAAAUCUUGAAAGGGAACUGCUGAAAUUGGAUAACAAGGUCAGAUUUAUCCUUGGAGUUGUAAGCGGAGAGAUCAUAGUGAACAACAGGAAGAGAGCUGAGCUAUUCAUUGAGCUGCGAGAGAAAGGUUUUACUCCUUUUCCAAAGAAGUCUAAGGUUGAAGCAGCAGUGGCUGGUGCAACUGAUGACACAGAAGAAACUGAGGAGACAUCUGAGGCCCUUAGUGCAAAAGGAGUGCGGGGUAGUGAUUAUGAUUACUUGUUGUCCAUGGCAAUUGGGACAUUGACCCUGGAGAAGGUUCAGGAGCUAUGUGCUGACAGGGAGAAACUUAAAGGAGAGGUGGAAGAUCUAAGAAAGGCUACUCCAAAGUCUUUGUGGAUGAAAGAUCUUGACUCUCUUGAGAAGGAACUUGAUGAGCAAGAUCAAAAUGCUGCUCGUGAAGAGGAGGCAAGAAAAGAAAUGAAAGGCAAAGUGAAGGGUGCUGUUGGAACAAGAGUUCAGAGAAAACCACCAAAAGCCCCGCGGAAGACUACUAAGAAAGCUGACACUGUUGAAGCAAUUCCAGAUGGCAUGGGAAUGUCUUCCAGUUCUGUAAUGGAAACAGAGGACGUUUCUGAAGCGGUGCAACCAAAAGGCCGUGGUGGUGCAAAGAAAGCUGCCGCAGCAAGAAAGCAAGAUGUUGUUGAUGAGGAUGAAGAUGACGAACUCGGCCUGCCUUCAUUAAGAGAAAGACUUGCUAAGUAUAACCUUGACUCUUCUCCUGAACAAUCUGCAGCCAUGGAAGAUGAAGUUCCCCAGGUACCUGCCGGGAAGAAAGAACCUAGCAAAAGGGCUGCUGGAAGGAAGAAGAAGCAAGUCGUAAGUGAUAACUCCGACAGUGAAGAUGAAGUUGAAUUGGAUGAUGAAGACUUCAGCAUGGAAGAAGAAGCUGCUCCAGUAGUGGGAAAGAAGAAGGGAGGAAGAAAACCUGCUGCAAAUACCAAGGCAGCUAAGCCCCCUGCUCCAGCAAAGAAGAGAGGGCCGGCCAGCAAGAAGUCUCAGGCAUCAUUAGGCCAGAAGCUCUUAACUGACAUGUUGAAGCCCGCGGAAGAGCCAGGGAUUUCUCCGGAGAAGAAAGUGAGGAAGAUGAGGGCAUCUCCAUUCAACAAGAAAAGUGGGUCCAUGUUGGGCAGGAUAGGCAAGGGGAGUGAGGCAUCUAACAGUGAAGAAACCCAUGUUUCUCCUUCUACCUCUGAGAACAUUGAAGAUGAAGUCGUUGAGGUUGCCCCGGCAAGACCAAGGCCGCAGAGGGCAAACCGCCGUCAGACAAAGUAUAUUCUCAGUGACUCCGAGAGCGAUGCUGCUGUUGAUGAUUCCGACUUCGAUGAAGAGGAAGAUUGAAAUGAGAAUUUGAGAUUGUCUGUGAGAAAACUAAUAGGACAAGUGUACUGACUUGGUAACUGGAUCUCUCUCUUGUUUUUUUCUUUUUUCUUUUUUAGCCACUUGAAGUAUUGAACUCUGUCUCCAUGAAAAAUUGAUAUCAAUAUUUAAAGUUUUAAACCCCUAAAGGAAAAAAAAUUGUCACUGAAUU